Molecule: messenger RNA, 1004 nt
Organism: Erythranthe guttata (spotted monkey flower)
Lineage: Eukaryota; Viridiplantae; Streptophyta; Magnoliopsida; Lamiales; Phrymaceae
Gene: EIF4E
Product: eukaryotic translation initiation factor 4E
Biological process (GO): translational initiation
Cellular component (GO): cytoplasm; eukaryotic translation initiation factor 4F complex
Molecular function (GO): RNA 7-methylguanosine cap binding; translation initiation factor activity
Source: RefSeq, a predicted model, not a curated record
AUUUCAUUUUCAGAGCAGGAAGUAGGAACCGAACGCGAAUUCGGAGCAGCAGAAGAUUAGGAUCGAAGCUGAAAAUGGUUGAGGAAACAGAGAAAUCAGCGAGCACCGCCAUCAAAGAGGAAGCAGAGAACUUGACAUCGAUGAUGAAGAAUCACCUCAACCUGGGGGAAGUGGAGCCGGAGGCGGAGGAAGUGGAGAUCGUCGGUGGCGAUCCGAAUCACGACGCGAAGGCGAUGGCGGCGGCGGCGGCGGCGCCGCCACCAAGGCACCCGCUGGAGCAUUCAUGGACAUUCUGGUUCGACAAUCCUUCAGCUAAAAAUAAACAGGCGGCAUGGGGAAGCUCAAUUCGACCGAUUUUCACCUUCUCCUCCGUCGAAGACUUCUGGAGUGUUUACAAUAAUGUACACCAUCCCAGCAAACUAGCAGUGGGAGCAGAUUUUCAUUGUUUCAAAAAUAAAAUAGAGCCAAAAUGGGAAGACCCUGUUUGUGCUAAUGGAGGAAAGUGGACUGUGAAUUUUUCGAGGGGUAAAUCUGACACUGCUUGGCUAUACACGUUGCUGGCAAUGAUUGGAGAGCAGUUUGAUUACGGAGAUGAAAUUUGUGGAGCGGUUGUCAAUGUCCGAGCAAGGCAGGAGAAAAUUUCUAUAUGGACCAAGAAUGCUGCGAAUGAAGUUGCUCAGGUAAGCAUUGGAAAACAAUGGAAGGAGUUUUUGGAUUACAAUGAAUCAAUUGGCUUCAUAUUCCAUGAUGAUGCAAAGAAGCUUGACAGGGGCGCCAAGAAUCGUUACAGUGUGUAGUUGUUCUGUGGCUGAUUCUCACCCCGACAACCCCUUUCUAUUUUUGUCUUUAGAUAGUCUUUUUUUCUUCUGGAUUCUAGUCUGUAACCCCGGACUUCAGAGUACCAAUUCAAUAUUCCGAUCACUGAUACAUUUUGAUUAUUAUUCUGAAUUUCCAAUGAUGAUGCGGUCUUGGACAUUUUGUGUACAUGCACGUUUGUUUGAGCA